This is a messenger RNA of Fraxinus pennsylvanica, 363 nucleotides long. NCBI's taxonomy places the organism in Eukaryota, Viridiplantae, Streptophyta, Magnoliopsida, Lamiales, Oleaceae. The record is from the annotation of a GenBank genome assembly.
AUGCCAGUUACUGGAAUCGUUUUGUGUAGUCAUGCAUUCCAUGCAGAAUGCUUGGAUCAAAUAACACCAAAAGCAUGUAAGAAUGACCCUCCAUGUCCUAUAUGUGUCAGAUUUGAAGAAGAAAAUUCUCCCGAUCAGCGAAUUUUUUCCAAGUUCAGAAAAUGCUUCCUUCGUCUAAAACCUUAUUUUGAAGAUGGGUCGUCCAAGCCUUGGGGCUGUGCACAGGGCAGUAAUUGUGUUGAAGGGGCUUUGCAGACUCAAGGUCGCAGUGCAUUUUUGUCACUUAAUCAUAAUCGAUAUAGAAAAAACAUUUUCUUAAAGGGCAAGCCAGGUCAGGAUUUCCUAGAGAAUAGUAGCUGUUAG